AUGUGUCUUCCAGGUGAACGACAGCCAUUGACCGACAAGAACAAAAGCGACCCGGGAAACUUGGGAAAUAGCCUCGAUCCUGUGUUUCAACCCGUGAAAUUGGGAGUUCAGUGCAGAUAUUCAUUCAUUUCUUUACGUUAUGAGCGUCAAAAAUAUCGGGCGAAACCAGUCCGUGAAUGGGUAUUUUUGUGGUUAUCGGCGGAGAAAAUAGUCGAUUUACAGAAUACGGAUGCUGAUGAAUCGAGUGAGCUGCAAGUCCUAAGCACCAUUGAAGAUGGUCCGGUUAUUAAGGUGAGUCAAAUGCUUCCAAAUACUGAUGACUCUCAGGGUUUGGUCACAACACCUAUUCAUACAGUUCAUGUUGCUCUGGGUAGAUACCAAGAGAUCAUGAAACGGUAUUUCACGUUGGCUUACACGCUAGAUGGCCAUGCUAAUACUGAUCCAGCUGGAUUCUUUCUGCGUGUUUUGUUUCUUCCGAGGUCGAAUUUACUGACCAAAUGGUCCGUGGUUCGAACUAGACCCCUUCCUCUCGACUUCCUCUGUCUAGGCUUGGGCAACCUGGCAGUAUCUCAGCUCUCGUUCUUCCGUCAAGUUGCAUGGCAGAUAGGCACCGGAAGAGUAAUCCAUCUGAUUUAUUUAUUCCAGUACACUGGGUCGCCCAGGCUGAAGAAGAGCACACUGACAUUUUUCUCAUUGACUGGCGUGGAGUGUCUGACAGAUUACACACCUAUGGAAGAAUAUCAGAACCCCAGAAUUGAUGGAAUCCGUGCACUCUAUAGUUUGAUUGAUCAGUUAUCCUCCGGUCCUCCGGGUAAAAGGGAAAUCCCCAUGUACGGCCUUUCCAUCCUGACACGGUUACUGACGGAGGAACUUGGUGGAAAUUGCUGUACCAGAGUGAUUCUUAGCAUCCCACCCAGCCCCAGUCCACAAAUUCACGCAGCGCUACUCCAUAUGGCAUCAGGACUAACUCGAAUAACAAACGCACCUGUUCUGAACGACGAGUCUGCACUGCUAUUGGCAUCCCGGUAUAGGGAAAUGAACUUCUUCCUGGAAGAUGUCUUCCAUCGUCAGCAUUCCAACAUAUGUGGCUUCCCGGACCCUACAAGAGUUCCGGAACCAUCGGCAAUAGAAAAUUCUCAAAACUUGCGUUAUCAUAUUGAUGAUCUGAAUGGUCGUCUUCAACGGCUAAAUGAAGAGGUCGCGCAUGCAACUGAAGAACGAGUCAGAAUUUCCAAACUCUGGCUUACCAGUGAAGAAGACAGAGUGAUAAUUGCAGAUAAAUUUGCAGCCUCCGAAGUGCAAAUACAGGAGCUGCGGAUCAAAAACCAAGAAUUGGAAUCCAUAGCAGCGAAGGCACUCGAGGCAUCUAAACGAGCUGUCGAAUUGAAACGCGCCAACGAUUUAUUGAAUAACUACUGCUCUGAGCUUUAUUCGAAAUUGGACCAAUGCCAAAACGAACUAGAAUAUUCGGCCACACAAAACGAGGAGCUCAGUCGUGAACUUGUUCAUCAAAUGGCAAAACAGAAAACCCUGUUGAAUCGCUUGGUUAGGGGAACAGAGGACAAAGAUUUACAAGCAGAGAUGGAAAACGAACUAAAACGCAUUGAAACAAUGAUUGACCCGACGAUCGCUUCACGCAAUACUCCACUGACAGCAAAG
Messenger RNA from Opisthorchis viverrini, 1659 nucleotides. RefSeq lists its product as hypothetical. The annotation marks the transcript as partial. The record is from RefSeq and is a predicted model, not a curated record. Lineage: Eukaryota; Metazoa; Platyhelminthes; Trematoda; Opisthorchiida; Opisthorchiidae. The transcript has 8 exons.